UGCCCAGGUGAGUGCUAACGAGUUCUAUGAGGAGUUCAAUGGGCGGCGCUUCAACUCGAUUGAGGAGGAUGUCUGCCAGCUUGUGCACCUCGAGCGUGCUGACGUCAUGCACAGUGACGAGGGUGCCAGCCUGCCCGUGAUGGGGCUCACAGAACUUCCGCCCUGCAUCGUCUGCCUGGAGCGCAUGGACGAGUCUGUGAAGGGCGUUCUGACCGUGCUCUGUAACCACGCCUUCCACACCCAGUGCCUGCAGCACUGGGAGGAUACCACGUGUCCCGUGUGCCGCUACUGCCAGACCCCAGAGCCCGUGGAGGAGAAUCGCUGCUUCGAGUGCGGAGUUCAAGAGAACCUGUGGAUCUGCCUGAUCUGCGGACACAUUGGCUGUGGCCGCUACGUCAGCCGCCACGCCUACACACACUUCCAGCUGACGAUGCACACGUACGCCAUGCAGCUCACCAAUCAGCGAGUGUGGGACUACGCUGGAGACAACUACGUCCACCGCCUGGUGGCCAGCAAGGCGGACGGCAAAGCUGUGCAGUUUGAGUGCGAGGGAGCUCCCUGCAUGGACGAGAAAAUUGACGCCUUGCAACUCGAGUACUCUUACCUACUGACGAGCCAGCUGGAGUCACAGCGGAUCUAUUGGGAGGGGAAGCUGACACGUCUAGAGAAAGACUUCUCAGAGGAGAUGGUGAACGUGAAGUCCAAGUUCAAGGAGACUCUUGAGCGCUGCGACUCGCUGGAGCAGAAGCUGAACACGCUGGCCAAGGAGAGGCAAAGUCUGGAGAGGAAGUGCACCACACUGACCCAGCGCCAGGCCCGCCUUGCCUCCGACCUGGACACGGAGCGACAGCUGAACCACUGCCUGCGCUGCAACCAGGCGAGCCUGCAGCAGGCCUCAGCCAGCGAGUGUGCACGUCAGCGGGCUCGUGCGGACGAUCUCAGCGAGCAGCUCAGGGACGUCACCUUCGCGCUGGAGGCCGGCCAGCUCAUCACCAGGCUCACGCCCCAGCAGCGUGCCGAGGUCAUGGAGGGGCGCAUCGACCUCCCGGCCGCCGGCACCGACGGCGGCGGAGGCGGUGGUGGAGGUGGAGGCGGUGGUGAAAUGACCCCGACUCAGCGCUGA
Molecule: messenger RNA, 1123 nt
Organism: Petromyzon marinus (sea lamprey)
Lineage: Eukaryota; Metazoa; Chordata; Hyperoartia; Petromyzontiformes; Petromyzontidae
Source: RefSeq, a predicted model, not a curated record